Schistocerca nitens (vagrant locust) is the source of this 4326-nucleotide messenger RNA. Its product is annotated as protein unc-93 homolog A-like. Gene Ontology annotation, cellular component: plasma membrane; striated muscle dense body. The transcript is spliced from 6 exons. Gene Ontology annotation, molecular function: potassium channel regulator activity. NCBI's taxonomy places the organism in Eukaryota, Metazoa, Arthropoda, Insecta, Orthoptera, Acrididae. Bases 779 to 3067 code for a protein of 762 amino acids. The record is from RefSeq and is a predicted model, not a curated record. Gene Ontology annotation, biological process: regulation of muscle contraction; regulation of potassium ion transport.
CCUGGCCCCUCCGUCGCCACUUCUGCGAGUGCCGCGGCACAGGACACAUCCCGCAGUGCGCUUCUACAACCAUCGAAGCGGGCAGCCCUCAGCACGCUACACGUGCAGGUCGGACGCGUGUAAACUUCAAGUCAUAACUCCAACAUUCACCUUUCCACCUAUCGAUAUAUUUCUUUAUUUGCCUGCGGCGGAGCUCUCUGCUUGAACGGUAAGAAGUGAACUGUGUAACGUAAGGGAAGCGAAUAUUUACUGUCGAUAAGAGAAUAUCUUGAAUGACUUGCAACAGGUUACUGACCUCACCCACCCUGUGCGCUUCCUCGCUGGCCUCAAAUCGUACCCCGAGGGCUCGCUACAAUGAGUCUCCAGCAAACAGCUGCUAAACCAUACGCUCUGCACAAAUCCGGAAGUAAGCAAGCGUAAUUCGGGCUGUGAAGUGUGUAUUAUCUCAAGCCGCACAGUUUACUUAUUGCUCUAGCAUUGCCGUGGAUUACGCACAAUGACUAUGAGCUUCCUAAGACGCUGCUGAGCUAAAUAGCGACGGAAUCUGCAUCUGCUUUCUUUUAACAGCAUAGGCGUGCGUGAGUCGGUACGAAUUGCUUCUGCUCGUGCUUCUGGUAAAUGCGGCGCCUUCAGAGGGAAGCGGGCAUAUUUCGCGCUACCGCAUUUCGCACUACUUGGACAAACUAAACACCUGCCGAACACUGUGAAUGAAGUAACGCAAAACAAAAUUCGAGAUAACUUCUUCGACUGUGGACGAGGAGCCAUAAAUUGUGAUAAUAUGGAUUCAGGCAGCGAAGGAGUAGUUACGAGUGUGAUUAAAAGUGGUGGUGUUAUGCACGAAGACUCACUCGGGAAUUACCUGCAUUCGAAGACAAUCGUAAAUUCCACGUCACCGGUUCAGAAUUGCGAAGGAACGUUUUCUGAAAGUGUAUGUACGGACGAAAUCGAUCGCUAUGGUAAAAUGGACAACACAGCGAGGGAGGAAUGCGUGAAAAAUUCACACGCUUCCGGAUCCGAGAAACUCAAUGAACUGGAAUGCCGUCCCGCAACGGAGACCGCGGUUCCCUCGUCCGCUGACGCUCCUGAGACAGAUCGGGAACUGAGUGCAGCGAUCGACCAGUGCAGAUCGAUUGCGAACGGCGCUGUGGAAAACAGUCCUUCCACGGACAUCGGUCCCGGUGCCGAAAGUGAAAGCAGUGAGACGGGAUCGGCGGACGCGACAAACGGUGUCAGGGAGACAACACCAGUGGACGGUGGAGCUGCUUUGCAAAGUAGCGAGGAAGUGUCUCGCCGCUGCUUCGGAGGGCAGGUCGCGGCGGUGCGUCCCAGUUGUGAAGCGCCUCCCGAGCAACACGGCGGCGGUCUCCCUAUGCCCGAAGGAAACGCUGAUCCCGUGGCAGUCGCUGCUGGUCAGAACACAAUGUCUACUGAAAGCUGCGCUUCCAGCGAGCUAUGUCGACCAGAAGAGGGGUCGGGUGACAAGACUGGAGACAUCAACAGUAAUGACAGCGCCUGUACGGUUGUUCCGAAGAGCAACGGUGGCUUCGACAACCCGGCUUUCGUCGGCGACGGCGACAGACCGCCAGCGAAAGAGAAGAGCCUCGACGCCAAAGUGGACAGCGACACGGAACGCGGCGGGGAGUCUUCGGGCGCAGCUCGUGAGAGGCGCCGUAUCGUGGUGAACGUGCUGGUGCUGAGCUUCGCUUUCCUGGUCCACUUCACGGCCUACUUCGGCGCGGCCAACCUGCAGAGCUCGGUGAACGCGUCCGAGGGACUGGGCACCGAGUCUCUGGUGGUCGUGUACGCCGCCCUCAUAGUCUCCAGCUUCUUCUUGCCCGCCACCGUCAUCAGGCGGCUGGGCUGCAAGUGGACGCUGGUGGCGAGCAUGGCGGUCUACACGCCGUACCUGGCGGCGCAGUUCUGGGCGACGCGCGGCUCCCUGCUGCCGGCGGCUGCGCUGGUUGGGCUGGGCGGCGGCCCGCUCUGGUGCGCCAAGUGCUCCUACCUCACCGCCGCCGCCCGCCGCUUCGCCAGCCUCGCCGGACAGCGCGACGACGACGUCCAGGUGCGCUUCUUCGGCGUCUUCUUCACCAUCUUCCCCGUCGCCAACGUCCUGGGCAACGCCAUCUCCUCCCUCGUGCUGACGGCGGGCGCCGACGCGGAGGUGGCGGCCGGUGUGUCGUGCGGCGCCUCCUUCUGCCCCAGCGAGCCGGACGCGGACGCGAACCCCAACCUGCAGCGGCCGCCGCUGUCGCAGCUCUACACGCUGAACGGCGUCUUCCUGGGCUGCAUGGUCGCCGCCGCCACAGCCGUCGCCGUCCUGCUCGCCCCUCUGGAUAGCGCUCCGGACGAGGAGGAGGCGUCCGGGCUGCGCCUGGUGACCGCGUCGGCGCGCCUGCUGCGCGACCCGCUCCACUGCCUCGUCACGCCCAUCGCCGUCUUCUUCGGCGUCACGCAGGGCUUCCUCGGCGCCGACUUCACACAGGCGUACGUGUCGUGCUCGUGGGGGAUCCCGCACAUCGGCUACGUGCUCAUGUGCUACGGCGCCGUCAACUGCGCCUCCUCGGCCGUGGUCAGCUGGGUGUCCAAGUCCGUGGGCCGCGUCGUCGUCAUCUCCAUCUACCUGCUGUUCUACGCGCCCAUCCUGGUGACUCUCUUCUUCUGGCAGCCCGACCCCACCGUCAGCACCGCCGCCUUCUUCAUCUUCGUCUCCUUCUGGGGGGUCACCGACAGCGCCUUUCUCGUCGUCAACGCACUGUUCGGCAUCCUGUUCCGCGGCAACGAGCAAGCGGCGUACAGCAACUUCCGGGUGUUCGAGAGCGUGGGUUUCAUCGUGUCGUACGCGUACAGCCCGGUGCUGUGCACGCACGUCAAGCUGUGGCUGAUGGCCGGCCUGCUGGCUGUGGCCGCCGGCUGCUACUGGUCCGCGGAGUGGCUGGCCCGGCGCCGGGACGCCGCCUCCUUCUGGCCGCAUGACAAGCAGAGGGAGCGCCACCACCACCACCAGCACGACAACCACAGAGACUCCUACAAGAAGCCCGCCGGCAAGCCUCUGCACGGCUGGUAGCGACUCGAGGAAGUGGGGAGCGUACAGCGACUCGAGACAACAACCCACACCCACAGCCUUCGUUUGGACGUCUACUUACUAGCGAGAGAACUGAUGCCAUCUUCCCAGUUUGUUUGGACAUUAUACCCCGUCGAGUCCCAUCGUGACCACUUGCUAGCACACACAGCUGUUAUCGGGGUUGGAAGUAACUGAGCUACUGAUGGGUCUCCACGGUCGUACGAAGUCAUACAGUGCUCAGUGCUUCACCACUGACGUCUAGCAGUGUGGUAUAGCGAUGUAAGCUGCCCUGCACGAAUUCGGUUGGGAUCAGAUUCGCGGAGUUUUUGACGAGAGAAGUAGUUUGAAGUUUUCUUCGCGCUCUUCCUCGGGUGAUACUUCUGGCAGUGCGCUAAAGUGCAUUAUCCCUCUGAACGUCUUUGCCAUCUGCUUUGAGUAAAGUCAUCAUCUACAAAUAAGAGCCAUCUACCUUUUGCAGUCCUAAUCAGAUCGGUCAAAGGCUUCGUUACAAACUGGGUCAUUUUUGCUAGACAACGCCUUCAAAACAUCCCCUGCAAUGUAAAGUUGUGUCCAUCUCUUCCAUUAAUGUUUGUUGUGCCUGUUCGCCAGCAGUCUCCAACUGGUAUACCUACGCCCGUCUGUUUUAUCAAACAAUUGUUGUUGUAGUCUUCAGUCCUGAGACUGGUUUGAUGCAGCUCUUUACAUUACUACUCUAUCCUGUGCAAGCUUCUUCAUCUCCCAGUACCUACUGCAACCUACAUCCUUCUGAAUCUGCUUUAGGUAUUCAUCUCUUGGCCUCCCUCUACGAUUUUUAGCCUCCACGCUGCCCUCCAAUGUUAAAUUUGUGAUCCCUUGAUGCCUCUGAACAUGUCCUACCAACUGGUCCCUUCUUUUUGUCUAGUUGUGCCACAAACUCCUCUUCUCCCCAAUUCUAUUCAAUACCUCCUCAUUAGUUAUGUGAUCUACCCAUCUAAUCUUAAGCAUUCUUCUGUAGCACCACAUUUCAAAAGCUUCUAUUCUCUUCUUGUCCAAACUAUUUAUCGUCCACGUUUUACUUCCAUACAUGGCUACACUCCAUACAAAUACUUUCAGCAACGACUUCCUGACACUUAAAUCUAUACUCGAUGUAAACAAAUUUCUCUUCUUUAAACGUUACUUAUUGAGGUUACGUCCUAGUCGGUAAAUCAGCAGCAAUUCAGCGUCGCUGUUGACAAGGGCGUACCCAGGAUCUGAAAUGGAGGGGAUGGGGGGGGGGGGGGGGG